AUGACAUUUCAAAAAGGUGUCGUAACCUCAGUCGUGUACACGCUGAGCUUCCACAUGGCCACUUUUGUCUUUGCCUGUCUACUCGCGACCAUGUUUGCCUUUUCUUUGUCACUGUUGCUGCUUCUAGUGGGUUUUUUACUCGUUGGAUCGUUACCAGCUGCUCGGAAAUUCACGUGGUUUUUGUGGCGGACGGAGAUGGCCCUUAACGCGCUCGUAGCGACUAAAAACGAGCUGGAACCAGUGCUAAGACGACGAAAAUCAAGUAUCACAAAUCAACGUGUAGCUCAUGACACUGCAGGGUCACAGCAACUGGAACAGGGACCUGUGAUGGAGGAAUUUACAGAUGUCGUGAUAUGGCUGUCGCUGUUUUACUUUUUAGGGGUUAAAUGGAUCUUAGACUUGAUUUUUAGUGCCGUGCCGUUGAUACUGUGGAUAGUGAGUAUUGCUCAAGUGCUACCAAAAGAUGUGGGGCUUUCGGAUGUGAAGAUUGUGUCGACGAUGACGCUACCUGCUCAGGUGCUCAUGGCUAUGGCUUUCGCCUUUUUAGCACAUCAAAUAGGAGUGACCUCAGCACGAGGACUUGUGUUUGUAUCGAAAAACGUGUCGCGAGUGGUUUUUUUGAGAAGUGAGAGUGAAGACAUGAGAGUGCAAGUGACAUUUCGAUCUCCCAUUGCGACACAGAUGAAGAAGAUGAGUUCGGGUGGAGAUGGUGCUUCGAGUAGUUAUGGGACAAUGGAUGGAAAACACUUGCAUUCACGACAGGGAAAUGAUAGUGCGUCAAAGUCUACUCAGAUGCCGUCAGCUAGAGCUUUGACUAGAAAUUUGAAACAAUUGCAGUCGUCGGAAGAUGUUACAUCUAGUUUCUCUAGCCUCACAACAUCAACGGCUACCCCGGUGACAAGUGCUUCUGUAUCACCUUCAUUAAUAUCGGCUGAAACGGCAGUUCCUUCUUCUGUAUCAGAUCGUUUAAACUCUGCUUUUCUUAUGUCGUCGAGUGAAGAUUCUCGAAAGAGAGCGCCUAUCCUUUCGUCUCGAGUGCGAAGCCGACCCAGCACUCUGGUGGAUAACCGAUUGCGCGCCGUUAGUGAUAAUUCUGAUCAACCAGACAGGGCGAAGUAUAAUGAACGAGAGGAUAAGCGAUCAGUAGGUAUUGCGCAUGUAUCCGAGAAUGGCUCCACACACGACAUUAGCGACGUUGAAGUUCUAGGUCGCUGCGACAGGAUCACACGAUCUUACGAGGAUGAUGACAUGGCAACCAUGCGAGUGUAUGCACCACUCACUUAUACGGAUAGUCCCCCUCGGCACAUCGGUCUAAACCCGAGUCCAAUAUAUCGCGGUCCGUCAGAGCAAGUAGACUACGAUAGCUUUUCGCCCAUAAAUUCCCCCAGCAGAAGUGGUGUCAGCGGUGACUCAUUUGGAGACGACCAUGACUACGACGUGUUGUCGCCGCAGAAUAGCACUUACGACGCCGAUAUUCCAACUUACGAUUUCAAGCAGAUUUAUCGCUCAAUCCAAAUGGCCGCAGAACCUGAGACUUACCACUCAGCGGCGACGGAAGAAGGUGGUAUAGAUGCGGUAUCAGAAUUCAGAGAAGUUUCUGGUCGUCGGGAUCGCGUCAACUUUAGUGCUUUUGCCCCACCGAGUGUGUGCCCGUCGUCCAAACCGUUUCAAUUUACUGUAUGGGCUUUUCUUCUGAACCAGCAAUUUGAAAUGCAGGAGCUAGCUAAAAGCGACCAUUUGGAGUCACGAAAGCUGUCGCUAGAAACAAAGCUUAAUGUUCGUCGCGGUGCCCUUGUGCACGUGACGAUCGAAGUACCAAAUGGUUUUAAGGUGCUAAACGAUGUAACACAGGGUUUUGCGUGGGAAGGUGAAAUGUCAAACGUUUGCUACGACGUGGUUUGCACGGACGGUGCUGCAUUUGGGCGUGUCUUGUUUAAAGCUCACAUUAUUGUCGGUUCUUCUGUCGCUGUGCUUAACGCGUUUGUUUUGGUUGGAUCACGUGCAUUGGAUCCUAAUGAGCUAGAAGCUGAUGUGCUGGAGGGCUGGGUGGAUGUGAUGGAACAGACAUACCGGGAGAUUCCUUUCCAUUCGCUGAAGAUGAAGGAGCUUGUAGGUCAAGGUUACUUUGGUGACGCGUACCGCGCAUCAUUAGAUGGCCAAGAUGUGGUGGUGAAAACCAUUCGCGCUAGUGAGUUCGGUGAAACUACCUGUCAAAUCGUACGUGAGUUCCAGCACGAGGCCGCCAUGUUGAACAUGUUUGGUCACCACCCUUGCAUUGUGCCAUUUGUGGGUGCAUCUACCGAUACAAGUUUUCCGCUAGCGUUGGUGACAAAGUAUCUACCAUACGGCAGUCUGGAAGAUAACUUGCGUGGCGAUUCUUGCUUUUCUAUCGAUGAACGCACUGGAAUGCUGAAGGACGCUGCUGCAGGUUUACUGAAUAUUCACGAAGGCGGCUUCAUCCACCGUGAUCUUGCCGCGCGGAACUGUCUCGUGGAUCAAGGUAAUCAUGUACGCAUUUGCGAUUUUGGCCUUUGUCGCCAAAGUGUACGAUCCGAGACGGUCGGGAUGCUUAUAAAAGACGCGGUAGGGCCUGUCAGGUACAUGGCACCUGAGUCGCUUCGGCCACCUCACCCGUUUACGUAUGAUACGGACGUGUACAUGUUCGGUGUAUUAAUGUGGGAGACGUAUACAGGCUCAACACCUUUUCCGUCGCUGACUCCUGUCGAGGCCAUGAUGCACGUCCUACGAGGUGAACGACUUCCUAUUCCAAAGGAGCUCCCAGAAUCCCUCCGGACGCUUAUGCAAAGCUGCUUCCUCGAUUCGCCCGCUGAACGUCCGUCCAUGCAGGAAGUGCUCACUGCGUUGAAUGCUUCGUUAGUCUCGAGCCAACGCGCAUCAGUAGCGAUUGCUGCUAGAACCGCUACUGACACAGCUGCUGCCACAGCUACUGCCACUGCUGCAACCGCUACUGCCAUGUCGAAGUCAGUCUCGUCAUGGACAAACUUGCACAAGCAGCAAGAUCGAUCCAUUUGGUUGGAAAAAUGUAACAAGCCAUAA
Peronospora farinosa is the source of this 3057-nucleotide messenger RNA. The record is from the annotation of a GenBank genome assembly. Lineage: Eukaryota; Oomycota; Peronosporomycetes; Peronosporales; Peronosporaceae.